GUUUCACAUUGUAUUCAUAUUUCACUACAAUAUACUCUUAAUUUAUCAAGAAUGAAGAACAAACUCUUUAUAUUCGUGUUCUUUCUUUAUGCACUAAUUACUAUUUCUUCUAUCGCAAUUGAGCCUUCUAAAGAUGGAAAGAAAUAUAGUGUAACCGAAGAAUUCAAAACAGAUAUUGAGGUAGAGGUAGAAGAACAAAUGAGAGGGGACUCCUCUAUCAAUUGGAGGAAAAGCAUCCCAAAACAUAAAAAGAGUACCGGAGGAGGAAAAUUAGGCGGACAUGGCUCUGGUGGAUCGAGUCCAGGAAGUAGUGGUGGUGAAGGAGGUGCACAAAAUGUAAUUGAACAAAAUGGAGAUGAAAAAGACAAAGAAAGUGAACUUGAAUGAAGAGGAAAUAAAUAUUUGAUUAUUGAGGAGGUAGCCUAGAUAACUCAAAUAGAUGAUGAUCUAAGAAGGCCAUUUUGUUUUUAUACCAGUAAAAUAUAUGUGUCUGCACGGAUAAAUAAAUUUUGUAACGUGUGUUUGUAUUGAAAUGCAAUAAAAUGAAUACAAUAAUAUACAUUUAGAAUAAUUAAUGUAAAUGUUUAUUAUAAAUUAAAAACAAUAGGGUCAAUAUUAUGAGAACUAGU
This is a messenger RNA of Vicia villosa (hairy vetch), 629 nucleotides long. RefSeq lists its product as uncharacterized. The transcript is spliced from 2 exons. NCBI's taxonomy places the organism in Eukaryota, Viridiplantae, Streptophyta, Magnoliopsida, Fabales, Fabaceae. The coding region runs from base 52 to 387 and encodes 111 amino acids. The record is from RefSeq and is a predicted model, not a curated record.